Globicephala melas (long-finned pilot whale) is the source of this 7319-nucleotide messenger RNA. It is a transcript of the gene PHACTR2, whose product is annotated as phosphatase and actin regulator 2. Gene Ontology annotation, molecular function: actin binding. The record is from RefSeq and is a predicted model, not a curated record. Gene Ontology annotation, biological process: actin cytoskeleton organization. NCBI's taxonomy places the organism in Eukaryota, Metazoa, Chordata, Mammalia, Artiodactyla, Delphinidae.
AUCCGCCGCGCCGGCUACGGCCGGCCGGGCUGGGAGACCCGCGAAGGGGAGAAGGUGAGGGGACCCGGUGGGCAGCUCCGCACGGACCGGGAAAUGAACGCUUGGGAAUCUGUCUGCGAGCGGACCCAUGAUCCAAGGACCAAAAGAGCCGCGUGAUCGCCCGACCUGGCCCUGCGACCCGAGACAUGGGCCAGACCUCGGUCUCCACGCUGUCCCCGCAGCCCAGCAGCGUUGACGGACUGGACAAAGCUUCUAUAGCAAACUCAGAUGGCCCAACAGCAGGCUCCCAAACACCUCCCUUCAAGAGGAAGGGGAAACUCUCCACCAUUGGUAAAAUCUUUAAGCCUUGGAAAUGGAGGAAAAAGAAGACCAGUGACAAAUUUAGAGAGACAUCAGCAGUAUUAGAAAGGAAGAUUUCUACAAGACAAAGUAGAGAGGAGCUGAUAAGAAGGGGAGUUCUUAAGGAAUUGCCUGAUCAAGAUGGAGAUGUAACAGUUAACUUUGAAAAUUCAAACGGGCACAUGAUACCCAUCGGAGAGGAAUCUACCCGAGAGGAAAAUGUAGUAAAAUCUGAAGAAGGUAAUGGCUCUGUAGCUGAAAAAGCACCACCUCUGGAGGAAAAGGCAGAAGAUAAGAAAGAGAACCCUGAAAACCACUCUGAAACACCGGCAGCUCCUGCUCUACCUCUUCCAGCUCUUCCUAAACCUACACCCAAACCUAAGCCCAAAAAAACACCUGUGCCUCCAAAAGGGGCCGCUGCUGGGGCCGGCCCCAAGGGUGACGAAGUACAUCCUAUUAAAACAAUUACCAAGGCUCCUGGUAAGCAGGCCCCCGUCCCUCCACCCAAGCCAGCAAGCCGAAAUGCAACCCGAGAGGCUGCUGGUUCCUCUCAUUCAAGAAAAACAACUGGCUCCAAAGCAACAGCUUCACCGUCUACUUCCUCCACUUCAUCUCGUCCUAAAGCUUCAAAGGAGACAGUUUCUAGCAAAACAGGGAUGGUAGGAAUCACAAAGGGCAAGAAAAAAACUGGCAAGCAGCCAACGUCUCAACCGUCCUCAGAUGCAACCACUUCUGGCAUAUCUGACCUUAAAGGAGAGCCUUCGGAGACCAGCGUGGCGAGUCUCAAACCCGAGCAGACUGCCCCCGGCACCGAGGAGCAGACCACAGGCAGACCCAAGUUCGCAGUCCCUCUGCCCGCUGUGGCUCCAGCACCUCUUCCCCCCACCCCUUCUCCCCCCCUGGAGGAGCAGAGCAUUGCUGCCUCAGACACUCCUGUCGUCCUGGUCAGCAACGGAGCCGACCUGCCCGUCCCUGCCUUAGACCCAAGUCAGCUUCUCUGGACCGAAGAGGCGACAAACAGCACCACUGUCCACUCAGGCACUGGCUUAAGUGUUAGCAGAGAAAAUGCAAAAUGUGUCACAACCAAAGACGAGCUGGGGAAGGCAGCGCCUCAGCUCCUGACUCCUGGGCUGAUGGGAGAAUCUUCAGAAUCCUUCAGUGCCUCAGAGGACGAAGGCCAAAGGGAAUACCAGGCCAAUGACUCUGACUCUGAUGGGCCUGUCUUGUAUACCGAUGACGAUGACGAUGAAGAGGAUGAAGACGAGGACGGCAGUGGAGAAAGUGCUUUGGCCAGUAAAAUACGACGAAGGGAUACUCUUGCUAUCAAACUUGGCAACAGACCGUCUAAGAAGGAAUUAGAGGACAAAAACAUCUUGCAGCGUACCUCUGAAGAAGAGAGGCAGGAAAUCCGACAGCAAAUUGGAACUGAGCUUGUCAGGAGACUUAGCCAGAGGCCCACAACUGAAGAAUUAGAGCAAAGAAAUAUCCUGAAGCAAAAGAAUGAAGAAGAAGAGCAAGAAGCAAAAAUGGAACUGAAACGCAGACUCAGCAGAAAGCUCAGCCUGAGACCCACAGUGGCAGAGCUGCAAGCUCGAAGGAUCCUGCGGUUUAAUGAGUAUGUGGAAGUCACCGAUUCACCUGACUAUGAUCGCCGGGCAGACAAGCCCUGGGCCAGGUUAACACCUGCAGACAAGGCGGCAAUAAGGAAAGAACUAAAUGAAUUUAAAAGUACAGAAAUGGAAGUUCAUGAAGAGAGUCGACAGUUUACCAGGUUUCAUCGUCCAUAAUGAAGUGCGGGACUCUUUGGAAACAGACUGAUCAUCUUUGGGGGAAUCCUCACUUCCUGAAAACCUGAUAUUGCACUGGGAUUUGAAUGUGUGUGUUUCCGUUUAACUUGUGGUGAAGGAAGCAUGUGGAAUGUGCUCCCCACCUAUACAGCCCGGAUAGGCCAACAAGCAAAGGGAAGGGUGCAGCGACUCUGCUGUCCAGCAUGUGGAUUGAUGGUAAGGGGAUACCAUGGUUACACCACUUAUUCUUCAUCAGGAGUUUUAAUCAAAGAAGAUGAGCAGAAGACAAUCGCUGGUUCCCUGUUGCCAGAAAGCCACAUUUAAGAGUGCAAGUUAAAGAAGAAUGGGGAAUGGAAUUUCUGAGCACUGGAGAGGGGUGGGGGGUUGAAAAUCAGAAAGCAAGAGAAGUACUUCAUUAUGUUAAUGAAAAGAAGAAAUGGAAGCAUAAAGGUAUUUUCAAAGUAGGCUUUCGGUAGUUGAGAACUUAUUAAGGGAUUUGGGAGUUUAAUCACCCAAGGUGGAUUUCCUAAAGACCUGACCCUAGAAGAAUAUUCUUGUUUCAUCAUUAUAUUGGUACAGUGUCGUACCAUUAUUUUUUUGUUGUGCCAGUGAAUUCAGUUGCCAGAAAUAAGUCUGAGUGUUUUCAUGUAUCUUUUUCUUAAAUGCGAGAGGCUUUUCCUGACUCUUAAUAAGCAUGCUUACCCAAAUUUUGUUGCAUGCUUUAAGUAGCAUAGCUAGACAUACUUUACAUUUUUUUUUUAAUACUCCUUAUCUAAUGUACCAACCUUCCACGAGGAUUAUAGGACUGGGAAUAAAGUCAGACGUAAUUAUUCGACCCUUUAAAUCUGUAGCAGGCUUUAGAAAUAAAUCUUUUGGUCUUUCCCUAGCUUGAUUAUCUCCAGUGUUGAAACCAUCGUACUUGAUCUGAAGAAGAUAAUAUCGACAAUCAUGGCACCUUUUUAAAAAGUCUGAAUCCAAAGUUAAAACUUAAGCGAAAUGCAAGUUUUCUGCCAGCAGUUAGCUCUGAAUAGGAAUGAAAAGAACUACUUAUUUUCCAUGCUGCAUUAAGUUGGAUUGCUGCUAUUAAAAAAAUAAAGCACAUGGAUUAAAAAAAUACUCACCCAGAGACUUAAAAGAACAGAAAAUUUCUGCUAAGUUGUAAGUGAGGAGAACCUCAUUUGAUAUUUUAAGAGUCUGCAGAUUGCAUCCAUAAAUAUAGCAUUGACUUUCAGUGCAAAAUAAUCAGUGAGAUUAAAGUUAUGGAAGAUUUCCCUUUGAGCCUACAGUCAAUAUCGUUUACAUUAAGAAGUCCUCUAUUGUCAUCUUACUGUUUUCCAUGGAGUCACAGGCAUAGUAUGGCUUCUGCUCCCAAGUACAAAUGACCAUAUGUAAAUACCACCUUGCAUUUCAUUGUUCUUUCAUGAUUAUUUUGUGCCCCUUUUAUUAAAAACACAUGAGAUGUAUAACAACAAGACAAGACCCAAAUAGACUUUAUUUUAUUCUCAGAGUUUGGACUAGGAUUUUCUGAAAUGAUUCUGGUGCAUUAUAUGGAAAACUCUAAUUUUCUAUUUCAACCAAAAGGCAAACAUUUAAUCUGGUGGACAAAUUUGGAUCCUGCCAUUCAUUUACAUUUUAAAGAACCACUUAAAAUUGGAUGAUUUUGCUUCAAAAAUAAAAAAAAAUUUAGUCCCACUUAGCCUAUUACAAAAAGCCAGGACCGUUUUAUAACUAAGAAAAGUAGCCAGCGUUGCUGACACCUCUUGCUGUACUCAGCUAUAUGCGUUAAUAAAAUAAACCUAGAAUUCUACACUAUUGUCAUGUCCUUGAUAGAGUAAGACGUAUUUUUGUUUUGAAAAACUUUUUCUGCAUGCCCAAGUGUCUUUCUCUGGCUGAAGUUUUAUCCAUUUCAUAGUGUUUAAAUCCAGCCACAGAUAUUAACUAGGUUCCAGUUUUUUGCUGAAGCCAUGUUUUUCCUUAUGAUAUUGUUUUAUUGUCAUUUUAGUGUCUUGGGAAAAAUACCAAGGAAUGUAGUGUUAUUUUAAUUUUCUAUACUUAUAAUCUUAGAACAUCAUUUUAAUUUCUAAUCACAAGGCCCCUAUAAAAAUGGUAAAUAUAAGACAUUUAUUACUGUUUUAUCACUCAAGAUACAUAUCAUAGAAAGUCUCUAUUUGGUUGAUAAAAGGAACCAUUUUUUUCCCACUAGCAGUACAUGUGAUACAGUUUUUUUAUUCCCUACACUGAGAUGCACUCGGUACAAAAAUGAAACUCUGGUCCCUCAAUAUAUUGUUUUCCUUGUAUGAUAUGUCAGAUUUAUGAACUACCCAUACUUUUUCUUCUAAUGAUUGACAUGUUUAGGGAAAAGUUUAAAAGUCAAAAAAAUUAACCAAUACUAGUUUAAUUUUUAAGAAUUGGAACCACAAAUUAUUUCAUCAGAAUGACCCUUUAAAUAAAAAGCUAUGGAAAGAAUGGAAGGAUUAUGAGCCAAGCUAUAUUUUGCGGAAUGAAGCUCUAUUUUAAUAGAUAAUUUUACUUUUUUUAAAUGUCUUUCUUGGACUAUAAUUGCUUUACCAUGUUGUGUUAGUUUCUGCUGUAUAACAAACAAAAUGAAUCUGCUAUACGUAUCCAUACAUCCCCAUAUCCCCAGUAGCUAAUUUUAAAAGGCAGAAACACUGCAUAUCCAUCUCAGCAGCCCAUCUUGCCUGCAGCCCUAAAAGGAUACAAAGAUGUGGACCACCCUCCAUAGAAUUAUGUAUCCGCCUAAUGCCAGCAUUUCUGCAAUCCAACCGAUAAGCUACGGUUCUAUAAAAAUACAUGUUUAUGGGAAUUGGGUUGUUGUAAUACAACACCAGGGUUUUUCCUAUUUAAAGUGCAACAUUAGGCUGACGUAGAAGAAGUGAGUGGUUUUCCUGGGUCCCUAAGAUGUGAUUAAGGAAGAGAACAAAUCCAUCUCCAGAAAGGUCACAGGCAGGAAAAAACUAGACAGACUGUAAAAACCAAAGUGACCAUUUCCAUCUUUUUUAAAAUGGAGAAAAAGAACAGUAACAGUAAGGUAGUAAGAAGAUGCCAUUAGCUUUAUCAGCAUCUUCAUGGUCAUUACCAAUUAGGCUGACAAAACUAGUUCUCCAGUGAUUAGUGUUAAUUUUUGGCAGCCCUGCCUGAUAAUUUCCUGUGGUGUGAAAUGUCUAGCAUUUUCUUUUUGUUCAAUAUAGUUUACCUUUAUGAUAAUUCCUAAAAUUAUUUAGAUGAAAUCUAUAAUAUUCAGAGAACUAGUUUGGGUAUUUGAACAGCUGUUUUAAAUGGAGAAAAAAGCACACUCGUCCAUCUGAUUUACCCAGAAAAACUGACUUUCUGGUUUCAUUUUCAUAUCCUUUUAUUAGCAUAAUGAUUGUAAUCACUUAUCUUUCUCUUAUGUUAGUAAAUAUAUUGUUUGUAGAAAGUUCUAAAAUGUCAGUGAAAAUCUUUUUAAGGAAGUAGAGGAAUUGAAUACACCCUUGAAUAAUCAUCGAAUAUUGAAAAUGAGAGAUAAGUCCUUAAAACCCAUAACUCAGGUUUUACAACCUGCAGUUAAUUCAGUGUUGCAUUGGCACUUAAAAAAAAUACAGUAACUUACACUUAAAAAAGAGAAAAAUUUGCAUUAACAUUGCAUAUCCUAAUGUGUACCACAUUUUAACACAAAAACAGGCAUUGUAUUUAUACUUAAUAGAGUCAGACACAACUUUCACAAAUUAUACUGUAUUCACAAUAGAAAAAAGCAACCUUGUCUAUCACAUAGUAGUAUCUCCACAUUUAAACAGUGAAAGCUCUUCAAAAAUGUCAUAUUAUUUCUUUAAUUCGUCCCAGCAGCACAUUUCACACAGAGUGAGAAAUCGUUCUCAGAAUAGGUGAGAUGGAAUCAAGCUAGUACAAGAUACAUCAAUUUAUGUCAUUUCAUCGGUAUGGUAGCUUAAACAUUCCUAGAUCCAAUCAUAUUAUUAAGCCUAAUCUUACUAGUGAAAGUAUAUACUUUGAGACAAUGAUUAAUUUCUUCACAUUGUUAGAGAAUGUUAUGAGCACUAAGGAACCACUAAGAUGCAAUUUAUUUACAAAGUUUUCCCUUGGCCACUUGAACUGGCUGAUCUUCCACUAUUGGGCAUUUGAGUAUAUGUCACAUUGUUUUACUUGCCAAAGCAGAAUGAAAUUUUGGAGCUGAAAUAUGUCCUAGACGGGAAUGCAACAGCAAAAGUAAUCAUCAAAUUAAUAGGACCAUCUUUCUGAGAGAAAGCACAUCUCCAAAUAGUUGACACGCAAGUUUCAAAGAGCAGCAUGAGGCGUUAUUAUAAUUUGGCAGUGAUCAAAGCGUGGUAGGACAAGGGUAGAAUACUCCCAACCCAUUCUCAUUUUCACUUUCCACUUACUUUUUGUAAUCAUUAAGCUUAAGCUCUUUAUGGAAAUGCAAACCACCAUUAACAUUUCUAGAAAAGAACUGAAAAAAUAGCCCACUUACGCUUUUUCAAAGACAGGUUUAUCCCAAAUUAAGAAAUCCUAUUGUACACGCUAUAAGAUUUCUGGCAAAAAGAGAGAAUCCUAUAGCAGCUAUUCCCACCAAAAGCCAACCCUAUAGGCAAGGGUCAUUUUUAGCUAGGCUAGGAUUUACUGCACAGAAAAAUGUCAUUUAGCUUUUCACAUUGCUAGCACAGCUGCACAUAUGAGCAAAGCACUCCAUCAGUGUUUCUCAGUGGGGUACUGUUGGCAUUUGGAGCUGGGCAAUUCUUUUCGUACAGAAAUGUCCCACACAUUGCAAGAUGUUUACUCUCCCAGGCCCCUGCUGCCUAAAUGCCAGUUGUAUGCCCAGCCAUUGUAAAUACGAAAAGUAAAAAGCGCUCCCCCAUGUUCAGAUGCCCUCCUGGGAGGGCAGUACCUCCUCCCUUAAAUGCCACUGUCUACUGCAAUUUGAGGACACAGGAAAAAGUGUCUAUCUCAAAACAUCAUCUUGACUCCCUUGCAUUUCUUUGGGCCCUGAGUAGUUUCCUCCCCCAUCAUCUUUCUAGCCUUUUGUUUCUAGCCUUCUGAUGCAGCUUUAGUUUACCAGUUCUUCAGGGAGGAGGUUACUGGGUAGCCUAGGCAGUUCCGACAGGCAUAGUCGCUUGAUUAGUCCCUGUAUGUACUUAAAGGGGAGAUUUCACAUGAAGUACACUUUUUUUUUUUUUUUUUUUG